Psylliodes chrysocephalus is the source of this 840-nucleotide messenger RNA. Lineage: Eukaryota; Metazoa; Arthropoda; Insecta; Coleoptera; Chrysomelidae. The record is from the annotation of a GenBank genome assembly.
AUGUCAGCCAACCGUGUUAUCUGGACUUUCGUUUUCUUCGUGGUGCUACAUGUGGGGGUAAGUGGGGCACGUAAUAAUAACGGGAAAAAGAAACCACAGGAGGAAUCAAACGCGGAUAUUUCGGACCAGUGUCCCGAACCUGAUGGUUAUUUUGCGGAUGCAGAACAGUGCGACAAAUACUACCAUUGCGAUAAUGGAAAAAUCAAGGAGAAACUGUGUCCAGAUGGACAAGUGUUCAACGACUUUAGUUCUGAGUACGAAAAGUGUGAUUUACCUUUUAAUAUUGACUGUUCUGCAAGGCCUAAUUUGCAAGAACCUAAACCGAGUACACAUUGUCCCAGGAAACAUGGGUAUUUCGUGCACGAAGAAAAAAACAUUUGCGACAAAUUCUACUUUUGCGUCGACGGCAAAUUCAAUCAGAUAACGUGUCCAAAUGGUCUAGUGUACAACGACAAGGUGGGCAUAUGUUCUUGGCCCGAUGAAGUGAAACGUGAAGGCUGUACCUCCUCCGAAGUGUUCGCAUUCGAUUGCCCUAAAGUAUCUGAAAGCGUAGGACUUACACAUCCGAGUUACGCGGACCCUGAAGACUGUCAAUUUUUCUACGUUUGCGUUAACGGCAACGCGCCUAGAAGAAACGGAUGUAUACUUGGUCAGGUGUUUGAUGAUCUCACCAAACGCUGCGAUUGGGCGAAAAAGGUACCCGAAUGCGCCGAUUGGUACAAGGGACGUCUGACUGAGCAACAAUUGAAAGACUUGGAGAGUCCCCCAACGCCCCGACCUAAAGCUACGAAAGGCAAAAGGAAGAACAGGCCACGAGUAGUAGAAGCAGAGGAAGAUUGA